Messenger RNA from Engraulis encrasicolus (European anchovy), 1890 nucleotides. Its product is annotated as myosin regulatory light chain 2, skeletal muscle. Gene Ontology annotation, molecular function: calcium ion binding. The transcript is spliced from 6 exons. Gene Ontology annotation, biological process: skeletal muscle tissue development. The record is from RefSeq and is a predicted model, not a curated record. Gene Ontology annotation, cellular component: cytoplasm. Bases 108 to 626 code for a protein of 172 amino acids. Lineage: Eukaryota; Metazoa; Chordata; Actinopteri; Clupeiformes; Engraulidae.
UAAGAGGCCUCGCCGGUCGGCCCUGCUUUAUGUCAGUCGCAUCGGCCUGGUGCACGCUUCUCCUCUCUUGACCAAUUCCCCCCCAAGACUCCACAUAACCAAGAGAUAUGGCACCCAAGAGGGGCAAGAGGAAGCAGAAGGGAGGAGAUGCCGAGGGAGGCUCCAAUGUCUUCUCCAUGUUCGAGCAGAGCCAGAUCCAGGAGUACAAAGAGGCUUUCACAAUCAUUGACCAGAACAGGGAUGGCAUCAUCAGCAAGGACGAUCUUAGGGACGUCUUGGCCACCAUGGGCCAGCUGAACACCAAGUCUGAGGAGCUCGACGCCAUGAUCAAGGAGGCCCCCGGCCCCAUCAACUUCACUGUCUUCCUCACCAUGUUCGGCGAGAAGCUGAAGGGUGCUGAUCCCGAGGACGUCAUUGUUGCCGCUUUCAAGGUCCUGGACCCCGAGGCUACUGGCUCCAUCAAGAAGGAAUUCCUUGAGGAGCUCCUGACCACCCAGUGCGACAGGUUUACCCCCGAGGAGAUGACCAACCUGUGGGCUGCCUUCCCCCCAGAUGUGACUGGCAACAUUGACUACAAGAACAUCUGCUACGUCAUCACCCACGGAGAGGAGAAGGAGGAGGAGUAAAUCGCUCUCCAUCUCUCUACCUCUCUCCCUCCUCCCCUCUCUUCUCCCCUCCUUCUUUCUCUCUCUUUGUCUUUCUUUCACUCUUUCUCCCUCUUUCUGCUUUCACACUGCUCUCUUUUCCUUCCUUGGCGCACUCCCGUUCCUCUGCCCUGCGUCCUUCCUUCCUCUCACUUGCGCAACCAAAGACUUGUCUCCGAGUGGAGAUGUUCUGAGUGCUUGGUCUGAAGGCCCAGAGGCCGUGAAUGUGUGGGGCACCAGUGGUGGACAUGGGAUUAUUUUCAAUAAAAUAACCUUGAAACAAGAAAGCCAGCGACCUCUCUCUUUCUGUCCCUCCCUCUCGCUCUCUCACUUGAGCUUUAUCUCUCUCUCUCUCUCUCUCUCCCCUCUUUCUGUUCUUUCUUCCACCACCACCACCACCACCACCAUCUUCUCCUCAUCUCCCUUCUUUUCAUUUCUCUGCCUCUGUCAGUCCUGACCAGCAGUGCUCGGUCCAUUCCUACGACGCCAUGUAUGCAUACUGUGUCCAGGCAGCAGUGCAGAUUCAGGGCUGUAGCGGAGAAGCCGUCUUUUUAAAAAACUCUUGGGUGCGGUGGAACGCGCCCGAGGGACUCACCUGAAACAGGUGAACCCUUGGCCCCUCUGGCCUUCCUCUUUAAUCACAUUGGGGUGGGGCUGGGGGGGACUGCUGGUGCAGGAGUGCCGAAGUUGUGGAGCGGCACACUCCCUUGUUGUUUUUUUUUGUUCUUGUUUUGAUGUAAUCACGUGAAGGAGAGGGGUUUAAAAGACAGGGGUGCCUUUAUUUAAAUUCUAAAAUAGAAUACCUCGCCCCUGUCUUUCAGCGACUCUCAUUCUCUUCCCUGGAGGCUAGAGAAUUUAGAGGGGUUGCUUUUUUUAAUAUUGGAAAAAAGCAUGAGGACGAAAUAGAUCGAAAGAAGACAAAUGUUUCACGAAGAUCUAUUGUUUUUGUUUUCUUUUUUUUCCUGUGACAAGAGUUUAUGGUUGGGAUGUGUUCAGAAUGAGAAAGAGAAAAUAAAAUGAAAAAAGACCAUUUUCUUUGUUUUGGCAUCUUCUUCUCUUCUACACCAUCCCUUCCUUAUUUCCUUCCAUCCUUCCUCCUUUCCUUCCACCCCUCCCUCCACCCAUCCCUCCAUCCAUCCCAUUCCUUUUCUAUUCCUCUUCUGCUCUGUCUAUCCUUCUCUCUGAAAGCAAAAAACUAACUGUAACUUAUUAACCAAGCAAAUAAAAUCAAGAACUUUUUUCGUAA